UCUUUCCAUUAUUUCGUCUUCGUUUUUCAAAUGUUGCUCUUUCUGCUCAGUACGUUACUGGGGGUAUUAUCAGGAGAGAUAGGUAAAGUAACAUUGUCUGAACAUUAUAACGCCAGAGGACGUACAGUGGUAAUUACAGAUGCUGCUUGGAAACUAGCCUUGAUGAGUGCGUUCGAUAACAUAAUGUCUUCCUACAUGAUAGAGGGGGAUGAAGAGUGGGAGUUCUAUGAUAAGCCCAACUAUGAGGGGUUACUGUUCACUGCUACUGGACCCCUGGGCUGGACGGAUGUUUUUUAUCUAUUUAAUGACAAGGUUUCUUCAAUCAAACCUGUUAGAGGAGAGGAGGGACCACAAGGAGAACAAGGAGUGACAGGAGAAGAUGGAGUGGAAGGAGAGCAAGGAGAUCAAGGGGCUCAAGGAACCAACGACUUAUGUUCAUUUGAUAUCUGCUCGUCUGUAGGAGAACCUGGUGAACCUGGUAAUAAUGGUUCUGACGGGGAGAAGGGAGCAACUGGGAAUGAAGGAGAAACAGGAGAAAAUGGAGAGAUGGGAUUGCCUGGUAGUGAUGGAGUUCCUGGAUUUGCUGGACUUUCUGUACUGAAAGGCAAACCGGGAAGGGACGGAUCCGAUGGUUCGCCAGGAUUAAAUGCAGGACAGUAUUGUAAACCAGCGAGCUGUGGUCUAAAGUUGGGACACUGUUACGGGAUGAGCAGUGUUACCCUCACAGUCCAGUGUAGAGAGGGGUACGGAGCAGCUUCUAUCUGGAAGAACACCAGGUUCUGGGGUCUAAAGUGCUGUAAGAUAGUUGGAACCUUACUUAAUUAAAGUAAAACACAGCGUAUUUAAGUUAUCAAGAUCUGGCGGAUUGCUUUUUACUUUACUGAACUGAGAAAAAACACUGACCCGUACAGAUAAUCAGUACUUUAGUAAACCUAUUGAUUAUUAAAUAAAUCUAUUUAAACAAAAACAAAGUUUUAGUCUUCAUUGUCACUACAAGAAAUACCUGUAAUGUAAUUAUAAUACUUGCACUAUAUGAUCAGGG
Messenger RNA from Bolinopsis microptera, 1042 nucleotides. Its product is annotated as collagen alpha-1(XXIV) chain-like. The coding region runs from base 31 to 825 and encodes 264 amino acids. Gene Ontology annotation, cellular component: extracellular matrix. NCBI's taxonomy places the organism in Eukaryota, Metazoa, Ctenophora, Tentaculata, Lobata, Bolinopsidae. The record is from RefSeq and is a predicted model, not a curated record. The transcript is spliced from 3 exons.